Mugil cephalus (flathead mullet) is the source of this 7141-nucleotide messenger RNA. It is a transcript of the gene lrrc8ab, whose product is annotated as leucine rich repeat containing 8 VRAC subunit Ab. NCBI's taxonomy places the organism in Eukaryota, Metazoa, Chordata, Actinopteri, Mugiliformes, Mugilidae. Gene Ontology annotation, molecular function: protein binding. Bases 646 to 3033 code for a protein of 795 amino acids. The record is from RefSeq and is a predicted model, not a curated record. The transcript is spliced from 3 exons.
GCCGUUGCAUCAUGUGUUCGCCCAGGCUCACUGCGCUGGAAUUGUUGGAUAAAUCUUUCUCUGAACUGGGGCCAGUGUAAAUAUGCUUAUUUGGCCAAAGAUCAGACUAGGCGCCUCGACUCCUCGCCUUUACAGCUUCCUAACAAAGCACAAGUUGCGAUGAAUGCCAACUCUUGAUUUUUGUUGAGUGCGUGUGUGUGUGUGUGGAGGUGUGUGUUAUGGAGGCAGCGGGGUGCAAAAGGUGACGGUGGAGUAUUCCAGAGAGACAGUGGUUGGAGACAGCAGCUUCUGUAAGGUAAACAGGAUCUCCUCUUGAAGGUCGAGGGAGGUGCUUCUCAAGGCCCCCACAGACAAUACUCUGGGUAUUAUUAACGGAAAUGGCUAAGAAUAGAGAGCAGGGGAGCAAGGUGGCUCCUCUGACGGCCGUGUUGUUUGGGUUAAACAAGCCAGAACGGAACAUCAUCUUUAGAAGAGUGACUUCUCAAGCUUGCGUGCUGGGUGUGGCGCACUGGCGCGAGGCAAGGAGUUGUUUUAGAGGGCUGUGUCUGGCUCUGAUAUACGGCCGCGUUUAGGAAAGUAGCCGCGGAUCGCUCUCGACUCUCUAUGCAUGGAGUUGUUGUGCUUUGCGGUGUGGAUUUAUAAGCCAUGAUCCCCAUCACUGAAUUGCGGUACUUUGUGGACACCCAGCCAGCAUACCGCAUCCUGAAACCAUGGUGGGACGUGUUCACCGACUACAUCUCCAUUGUCAUGCUCAUGAUUUCUGUAUUCGGGGGGACGUUGCAGGUCACCCAGGACAAGAUGAUCUGCCUGCCCUGCAAAUGGGUGGUCAACAAUACCUGCAAGAAGAAUUUCAGUUCCACCAUCCCCACGUCGUUGUUCUUGGAGCCCAAAGGGAUCCAGUAUGAUCUGGACCGCCAUCAGUACAACUACGUUGAUGCAGUGUGCUAUGAAAAUAGAUUGCACUGGUUUGCCAAGUAUUUCCCCUACCUUGUAUUACUGCACACACUCAUUUUCCUGGCUUGCAGCAACUUUUGGUUCAAGUUUCCUCGGACUAGCUCCAAACUAGAGCACUUUGUAUCCAUCCUGCUGAAAUGCUUUGACUCUCCAUGGACAACCAGAGCACUAUCGGAGACGGUGGUUGAAGAGAGCGAUCCAAAACCGAUGAAAAUGAACGGAUCAAUGGACCACAAGGAGUCUGUAAUCAGCGAGGAUGUUGAGGCAAGUGUUCCUAUGCUCCAGAGGACAAAGACACGCUUUGAGCAGGGCAUCGUAGACAGAACAGAAACGGGAGUUUUGGACAAGAAAGAGGGCGAACAGGCGAAAGCCCUGUUUGAAAAAGUCAAGAAGUUUCGCAUACACGUGGAAGAAGGAGACAUCGUGUACAGGCUGUACAUCCGUCAGACUAUUAUCAAAGUCAUCAAGUUUAUAUUGAUAAUCUGCUACACAGGGUAUUAUGUCCACGACAUUAAAUUCAGUGUUGACUGUUCUGUAAAUAUAGAGAGCCUGACUGGUUACAGCGUGUACCGGUGUGCUCACCCACUGGCUACUCUUUUUAAAAUCUUAGCCUGUUUCUACAUUAGUUUAGUGGUGGUGUAUGGCUUGAUCUGCAUGUACACGCUUUGCUGGAUGCUUCGGCGCUCUCUAAAGAAGUACUCCUUCGAGUCAAUUCGGGAAGAGAGCAGCUACAGUGACAUACCUGAUGUCAAGAAUGACUUUGCGUUCAUGUUGCACAUGAUAGACCAGUAUGACCCUCUGUACUCUAAGCGCUUUGCUGUGUUCCUCUCCGAAGUCAGCGAAAAUAAGCUGAGGCAGCUCAACCUCAACAACGAAUGGACACUGGACAAGCUCAGGCAGAGGAUCACUAAGAACUCUCAGGAGAAGUUGGAAUUGCACCUUUUCAUGUUGAGUGGCAUUCCAGAUACAGUGUUCGACCUGAUGGAGUUGGAGGUUCUUAAACUGGAGCUAAUCCCAGACGUUACCAUUCCCCCGAUCAUCGCUCAGCUGGUCAACCUGCGAGAGAUGUGGCUUUACCACACCCCGGCCAAAAUCGAAGCCCCGGCAUUGGCUUUUCUGCGUGAGAACUUAAAGUCUCUGCACAUCAAGUUCACUGACAUCAAAGAAAUCCCGCUGUGGAUCUACAGUUUGAAGAACCUUAGUGAACUCCAUCUCACAGGAAAUCUCAGUGCUGACAACAACCGUUACAUUGUCAUCGAUGGACUCCGGGAGCUCAAGAGGCUCAAAGUUCUCCGGCUGAAGAGCAAUCUCACCAAGCUACCUCAAGUGGUGACUGAUGUGGGCAUGCACCUCCAGAAACUUUCCAUAAACAACGAAGGCACCAAGCUGAUGGUGCUCAACAGCUUGAAGAAGAUGGUGAACCUGACGGAACUCGAGCUCAUUCGCUGCGAUCUAGAACGCAUACCGCACUCAAUCUUCAGUUUGCACAAUCUGCAGGAGAUCGAUCUGAAGGACAACAACCUGAAGACCAUCGAGGAGAUCAUCAGCUUCCAGCACCUUCAUCGGCUGGUCUGCCUUAAGCUCUGGUACAACCAGAUUGCCUACAUUCCCAUACAGAUUGGCACCCUCACUAACCUGGAGAAGCUCUACCUGAACAGAAACAAGAUCGAGAAGAUCCCCAGCCAGUUGUUCUACUGCCGUAAGAUGCGCUUCUUGGACUUGAGCCAUAACAACCUAACCUAUAUCCCAACAGACAUUGGCUUCCUCCAGAAUCUUCAGUACCUGGCAGUGACGGCAAACAGAAUCGAGAGCCUCCCUAAUGAGCUGUUCCAGUGCAAGAAGCUUCGCACCUUGAACCUGGGAAACAAUUGCCUUCAGUCUCUGCCGUCACGAUUCGGAGAGCUGACCGCGCUGACGCAACUCGAGCUGAGAGGAAACCGCCUGGAGUGUCUGCCCGUGGAGCUGGGAGAGUGCCGACAGCUGAAAAGAACUGGUCUGGUGGUGGAGGAGGACCUUUUCACCACGCUGCCCACGGAGGUUAAGGAGCAGUUGUGGAAAGCUGACAAAGAACAAGCGUAAACAGGCCUGCGACUAAAAGCAGGAACUGCCCAACUUGUUGUGGACACUAACGCCCAUGAUCUCCCAGAGGCUUGCAGAAGAAGGAAGGAGUUCUCCUGCAGUGUACUCCCAGUAAGGUUGGAUAUCAAGAGUCAAAAUGCAGACUCUUGGCAGCUUCUGGUUGAUCCCUUAGUCUGUUCGUUUGUUUGAUUUUUUUUUGUUGGUCUUUUCAUUUCAUCACAUACAACUUCUCAGGCCUUUUACAUUAUGACCCAUUAAUGAUGGUUUUUAGCAAUAAUGUAGCAGUGCCAUUGAGUUCAGAAUCAUGUGUUUACAUUUCACGCUUCUCGGUUAUAAUGGAGGAGUCAAAGUAUGCAAAGCUGUGGGUUAACUUUAAAAACACAAGUCAGUACUAAACAGAUUAUUUUCUUGUCGAAUCAACGUUUAAUAGAGGAGUUAAAACAAUGUGGUGAUGGUUUGAAGGGACAAAUGACACAUCAAAAUGACCCUCCAGUUCAUUUCUGUGCGCUCAUUAUCACACUGAAACCAUCACGUAUUCCAUUUUUUUUUUUUUUUUUUAGCAACAUAACACACAAACACAUUAAUAAUGAGAUCACGGAAGAUUAAACUUUUCCCUCUUGAAAGGAAAAUUAUGCACAAGUUUAAGAUAUUUGACAAUUCCUCAGAAUUGAAAGUCAUCAGUAUUUGCAUAUAGGAAAACGCGCCACAUGGCGUGUUAACAAUAGACGAUGUCGAAGCGUCCGGUCGCGAUGGUUGCAAGGUGCGUCCAGAUCCACCUGUCGCUCCUCUCCAGCUACUUCACGUCACCUGGCUGCAAAAACACCCAACAAAUUGCAGUUUUAGAAAGGUAGUCCACAAAGAAAUGGUUCAUUGUUCACACAGAAACCACGGAAACUGUAGGUGACCAAACCGACCACCUGUCGCUGUUCAAACGCUGCAGUCUGAGGAGUUUUGAAAGCUAGCAAGCAAUCGGUGCUGCUAGCCUUGUAGUUAGCAACUAAGUAGACUAUUCCUACUGAUUAUACACAUAAAAUACCCUGUUGUCAGUCAGUGCUCGUUCUCAUCACUACAUAAUGUUCUCACACCUGAAACACACCUGCAGCAUUGGACGCUGGUUGGUUGAGCGACUGGUUCGGCCACGAGCUUGAGCCACGUUAUCAGGACGUGACCCAAGUUGUAAGUGUGGUGAUUAUUGAUGGGUGACGUCAGGAAAGGUUGUGAAAACGGUGGCUGGUGCAAGUGCUGCGGAGGGGAAGGAGUUGUUUUCAGUUUCAGUGUUACACUAGAGGGUUUUCUCGGGUUUGGCGAAUGUUGGUAGCUUCUUUUUAAAGAAAGGUGUGUCGUGUAUGUGUAGCUGUGUGUUUGUGGAAGAGCAAUUUACCCCCUGAAUAAUACUCAGUGGAGCAGCGUUACGCUCACACCGACGCAUCAGGAUACCCAACCCUUACUGCUAGUACACUUUUCAGUGGGAAUUAAGAGAAUCAUGUUUCAUGGCCGUGCUGUAUUUCUUUCUUUUCUUUGCAGUGAAUUGCACAAAAAAAAUUAAACGUGGAGGAAAUGCUGAAAAAAAAAUAUUGAACAAAGAUGACUAAUUCCAUAAUAAUUCUAAUGGAAGUUUGUGUGACAACUACUAGUGCAGAAUAUUGGCAAUAUAUCUGAAACAAAUAGGUGUUUACCUGGGUUAUGGGGUUUGAUCCCUGUUGUGGUGGUGUACUCGUACACCGUGAUAGUGUUAUUGUCUCCAAACAAGUCCAGACAAAUCUGCUGUACGCAGCCUCGUGUUCAUUUCAGUUCAUUACAGCAUUGUAAUACGAUGUUUCUACCUUUAUCUGGGAGUUACUCUGUUACUUUAAUCUUCCUGAACCUCAUUACUCACAAUACUGUGUGACAUAUUCGUGCUACACGUGGACUCUUUUCUUUCUGGUUUAAAAGAACAAUGCAAUAAUAACCAUGUCAGUGUAGUAGUUCGCUAUUUGAAAUCGUACUCUAACAAAAAAACAAUUGCAUUCCAUUUAAUGAGAAGUUUUAAAAUCUGAAUUAAUCCUGACCCUGCUCGGUGUGUGAGUGUCGUUUUGAAAAGCCACGCCUGUCGGAUUAGUUGCCUUAACUUUUUAUUGUUUUCUAUUGUUUGUGGUGAUCGUCUCUCGACGCGGUUAAUCGUCACUUGGAAGCGUUUGCUGUUCGUUUUAUUCUUUGCUCCGAUGUUUGGUUUCAUUACAACCUGUGGACAUUUCAUAACUUACCGUACUUGACAUUAAUGAUGAUUUUACACGUAUAAGUCACGUUAUUACAGAGGGCUACCCAUCAGUGAGAAGUGGUUGAGUUGAAAUGAAAGUUUAAACUUUGGUUUGAUGUUUAUUGAAGAUGGAGACUCAAAGUGUAGUUUGUAGACAUUGGUCUUUUAAUUUUUUUGCACUUUUUAAAUUUUUAUUUUAGUACCAGAAACCAAUUCCUAACCAGGUAAUUAAGAGUUCCCUGCGUCCUGAGACAAUUUGAUGGUUAUUGACGCUGUAUAACUAAAAUUGAAUUCCUGAGCUGCUGCCUCGAGGGUCCUGCCCACUUAGCAGUAAAAAGUUUGUCUCAACUUCUGAAUAUUUUUACCUAAUUUUGUCUGAGAUUUUUAUUUGCAUCAUUCUUAAUUAUCCCUUAUUUUGUCUCAGUCCUUUAACAUAUAUUCGUAUGUAGUGUUUUUCCUGGAGUUCAAGACACAGCACAACUUCUUUCAUUUGUUCUUGCAUUUACUCUGAAAAGAAAACCAUUGUUUCACAUUUUAAGAACACGUGGACUUUAGCAAUAUACAGCGUAGUAACUUGGUGGAAAAGCAUAGAAAUAGUGGGAGAUGUUUGCAUCUUUUUCAAUAACUUGUUUAUGCUAUUAUACUUGUGCAAUAUUGCCUUUAUUUAAACUAUUAAUGUUAGUAGUUUCUGAUGUGCACUGGCAUUCCUUUCAUCACAUUGGUUUUUUUUUACUGCGGCUGUGACGAGACUGAGAUUUCUGAUCCUAGAGAAUGCACUAUAGCACCUCUCCAACAAGUUAACAAGUACUUGUAUGCUACACAUGUUUUGCAUGUUUUCCUGUGUGGGAGGGUUCAACUCAACGACUGCCAGCCGUGAGAUUAAAAUGGUAUCAAAUAAGUAUUUAUUUCACAGCUAAUAAAUGGAGUUUUGCUCCUUUAAAUUCACAAAUGGGGCAUUAAACAAAAAAAAAAAGAAGAAAGAAAGAAAGAAAACGCAUCAGAACAUGUCAGCAAUGCACCUCAGAUGAAGACAAUCAACUGUUUUAACAAAGAGUGACAUCAGAAAAUCUAAUGUCAAACUUAACGUGCUGCCGGAAGUACUGUCGGUUCAUAAAAAAAUAAAAUAAAAUAAAAAAUCCGUAGGUUGGUAGCAGAGUGGUGUCAGUAUUGAGAUUAGUUUAUUUUUCCUCAUAGCCACUGUUAAUCCUAAAAACAGUAUUUCUCCUUCUGUUAUUAUUUCUCCCAUUGUGACAGCUAGUAGUAUUAUAUAGUUGAAAUUUCUCAGGAAACCAGCUAGUAACUCACUUUUUUUUUGCCUAAUUUUUGUUACACCAGGUAUUUUUAUUAAUUUAAACAGUUGUGAUAACAUUUUUAUAUGCAUUUCUAUAUGACCUUUUUCUAGUUUGAUGUAUUUAAUAUUGACUAAAAACUAAAUGUGUUUGUGAAACCACUUGGUUUUAACCUUGAUUCUAUGUUUUUUGUCAAUUACCAUGUUGUGUUAACUGAACCGUGUCGUCAGUGUGCAGAUCAGGUGUGUGAGUGUGUGUGUGUGUGUAACGUAUGUGUGUUUGCAUGUGACUUUCCAUGUUUGGUCCUCGUUCCUCUUCAAAUUGUUAUUUUGGGUGCAGAACAAAAAACAUUUCUAGUGUCCCCCUGCUCAUUUACAAUUAUACGUCAUACACACAUUUGGUUUUAUGUAGUGUUUUUUGUUUUCUUGCCAAAUUUCUUUUUCAUUAUUAUUUUUUUUUUGAUUAUAAGGAAAAUCAUAAAUGCAACAGUACUGACAUGAACCAUGCAGUGAGCGAACAUGUGUCUCAUCUUCUCUUGUGCACCAUUCACUUGGGUAAAAUAAAAUAAACUUGGCUGACCACA